Molecule: messenger RNA, 597 nt
Organism: Cryptococcus wingfieldii CBS 7118
Lineage: Eukaryota; Fungi; Basidiomycota; Tremellomycetes; Tremellales; Cryptococcaceae
Exons: 2
Coding region: 1-597 (198 amino acids)
Source: RefSeq, a predicted model, not a curated record
AUGGCGAACAACCACACCGACCUUUGCCUCACAGCCGAAAACUCUUUUCUGACCCCAGGAUGGGCUGCCGCACUGUCGAACGAUUUUCUGCGAACCAAAUUUGAGCGACUCUACUCGCAAGACACCCAGAAGCGGGAUGGUGAUAGUGAUUUGUUCAUUCGCUACGAAAACCUCAACAUUCCAAAAGUGAGAUUCCGAAUCAGCGGGCACUAUCAAUCGGUAGACAACAUCAGAAUUCCCAUCCCCGACGUCGUACCCAUGUUCCCUCUUCCGGGAACCUGCGGCUUUGAUCUAAUCAUGGGCCGUCUCUAUCUGGAUAGCACCCACCCGCUCAGCAUCGCUCUACAGCAUUGCUUGAUCUCUGUUGAAGAUGUAUACAACAAACGACAUCACGGCUUGGAAGCGGAAGGUCUGGUGGUCAGGGCUCUGGAGAGGGAAGGCCGCGAUGUUGAAUCCCAUUUACAAGGUCUAGAUAAUGUGGAGAACAAGAGAGUCGAAGAGGAAGAGGAAGAACAUGUGAAGGAAGGGGGCAGGGAUGAGGACGGAGAUGACGACGAGGAAGAGGACGAUGAAGUUUGGAGCUGGGGGUGGUCGUAG